AUGCUUGGAGUUGUUAAAGUCUUCUUUGGUCGACACAAGGAAAAUGGUGCUUUCUAUGCCAUAAAAGUCCUACAAAAGAAAGCAAUCAUCAAACACAGCGAGGUUGAACGCAUAUUAGCCAAGAGAAGCGUCGCGAUCCACCCAUUUCUAGUGAAGCUACAUUACUCCUUUCAGACAAAGAAAAAGCUGUAUUUUUUGUUGGACUAUGUGAAUGGUGGAAAGCUGUCCUCUUAUCUGCGAAGACAGAAAAAUAAUGUGUUUGAUGAGCACAGUGCAAGAUUCUAUGCUGCUGAGAUCACCUCUGCCCUCGAGUACCUACACGGUCUCAGUAUUAUCUAUUGGGAUCUCAAUCUUGAAAACAUCCUACUGGAUGCUAACGGUCACAUCAUACUAACAGACCUUGGACUCCGCAAAGAAGAGGUCACAUUUCGAGAGACAGUAACAACUUCUGGCAUCCCCAAAUGCCCAGCCCCUGAGGUGCUCAGAAAUGAAGAAUACGAUUUCAGCGUCGACUGGUGGUGUCUAGGCGUGGUAACCUAUGAAAUGAUGUGUGGGCAGGCACCAGUAAAUUUUUAUUCUGAAGAUGGUUCUCAAAAGCACAAGAAUAUUAUUCAGAUGCCACUACAUAUAAAUUCCCGUGCACAAGACCUGCUCGAAAAAUUGCUACAAGACAAAAAUAAUCGAUUAGGUGAUGCUAAAGACAUUAAGGCUCACAUGUUUUUCAAUUCCAUCAACUGGGAUUACCUGUUUGAUAAGCGAUUGAAGCCUCCGUUCAACCCUCCUCCGGUAAAGGAUACCCUCAAACUUGGAGAUUUUGGGUCUGAGCUUACUGCCGUGGCUAUUUCUGGCGCACAGGGUGUGCCAUGUGUGAGCAUUGCUGACGACACUUUUAAUGUAAUGAACUAGUUACCAAAGUAUGUGUGUGUUCUUAACGACUGUGUAUCAUCAGUCUGUGAAG
This is a messenger RNA of Halichondria panicea, 958 nucleotides long. RefSeq names its product serine/threonine-protein kinase Sgk2-like. The transcript has 3 exons. Gene Ontology annotation, molecular function: ATP binding; protein serine/threonine kinase activity. Lineage: Eukaryota; Metazoa; Porifera; Demospongiae; Suberitida; Halichondriidae. Gene Ontology annotation, biological process: protein phosphorylation. Bases 1 to 906 code for a protein of 301 amino acids. Gene Ontology annotation, cellular component: cytoplasm; nucleus. The record is from RefSeq and is a predicted model, not a curated record.